Messenger RNA from Sipha flava (yellow sugarcane aphid), 9337 nucleotides. Its product is annotated as calponin homology domain-containing protein DDB_G0272472-like. NCBI's taxonomy places the organism in Eukaryota, Metazoa, Arthropoda, Insecta, Hemiptera, Aphididae. The coding region runs from base 171 to 8027 and encodes 2618 amino acids. Gene Ontology annotation, cellular component: microtubule organizing center; filamentous actin. The transcript has 21 exons. Gene Ontology annotation, biological process: actin cytoskeleton organization. Gene Ontology annotation, molecular function: protein binding. The record is from RefSeq and is a predicted model, not a curated record.
AUAGCGCUUCAUCGGGCGACGGUUAUACAUAUCGCUACCAAACGCUUCGACAUCUGUAAUAUUAUAUUCGUUUCGUAAUUUAUUUAUUCGUUUAUUUAUUUCGCUGAACAAACCAACAAAAUAUCUGCGAUCCCUGCGAGACAGCAGGUUAUUGAACGCUAUUGAACAUCAUGGCGACCGAAGUAGGAUCGGAUAUUGCACUUAUACAAGAUGAAGAUGUGUUGCGCAGAAUGUGGAUACAAACUGAAGAUUUUGGCAAGAAAAAAGAGAUUCGCGUGAGGAUGUAUAAGCUUCGGGAAAAACGAUUAAAAGAUUUGUACACAAAUACGUCAGGUGUAACGGCUCAAACAGAAACUACGUCUAAGCGCUCAUCAGCCCGAACACACACGGAAUCUAUUACAGAUCAAGGAUUUAUGACCAUGAAAACUAAAGAGAUACGAGAUUCCGAAUCACCAACAGAAGAUUAUCAACGACAAUCUAAUACCAAUAAAAAUUAUUAUGUUUCAUCGCAAAGUGACGAUUCAGUCGACAAUAAAGGAAUAGUUCAAAUGGAACUGAUUAGUUCUAGAAUAAGACCAAAUGAAGAGUAUAUACAUGAUUCUAUGAAACAAACGUCAAUGUCAAGCUCUACUACUUCUAAAUGGGAAUCGUCACAAACUAUUAUUUCUGUAUCAGAAGAAAUUCAAAAAGCUGAUGUAAAUUUGAACUCCAAAUUUAUUGUUAACGAACAGAGUAACGACGACCGUCAGCUAACGUACGAUACAUCAUUCAAUCAAUCAAACAAUUCAAAUGUUGAAAGCAAGAUAUUAGAAUCAGUAUCUACUAAAAACACUGAUUGUAUUGAUAAAAGCCAAUAUUCAAAUGACCAUCAAAAAGUCAUUGAAACAUACACAUCAAAUAGCGAUACAUUUGAACCUGUAUCAGAAAGUGUAUUGAACAAGAACAAUAAAUACGUUGAUAAUACUUCUGCAUCGGAAAAUGUAUCGAUUAAAAACAAUAAAUAUGUUGAUAAUACAUAUGCAUCGGAAAAUGUAUCAAAAAAAUAUAAUAAAUACGUCGAUAAUGUGUCAGAAAAUGUGUCGAACAAAAACAGUAAAUGUGUAGAUAAUGCAAGUGUAUCAGAAUUUGUAUCAAAUAACGACAAUACAUUCGAAGAUAAUAUUAUAAACACAUCAGAAAAUGUAUUGAACAUAAACAGUAAAUAUAUUGAUAAUACAUAUGUAUCAGAUAAUUUAUUAAAUAAGGCCGAAAAUGUCGAAAUAACAACGGAUAAUAAAAUUAUAACUGAAAUUCAAAAAUUGGACUCUAAUUUAUCUAUACCACAUGAAAAGAUCGAUGUAUCUACUAAAUCAAAUUUAACAGCGUCAAACGAAGAAAAAAUAUCAAAAAAAGUAGAAGAUCAAAUUAAAGAUUCAUCAAAAGAAAACAUUGAAGGUCAAUAUACCACUACCUAUCAACAUUCUUAUCAGCAACCAAAGAUAAGUGUUGAUUUAAGCCCAUCACAUGAAGCGUUUGCGCGGAGCUUACGAUCAACACCCGAAAGAUCUAGUCCUUCACCUUGCAAAGAACGAUCUAGUCCAGAACGUAAAUUUAAAUCAGCCAGUCCAGAACGUAGAUUUAAAUCAGCCAGUCCCGAAAAAUAUAGAGUGUCACCAGAAAAAUCAGCGAGUCCUCCUAAAUUGCUUAAGUCGUCUACAAGACGAAAACUUUCGUCCACAAACACAAAAGAUUUAUCAAAAAAACGAGCUAAUACGCCUACUCGAUAUGAUUCUUCAGAUGAUUCUGAUUGUUCUGGUGCAACUCAUUGUACCUACGAUAAGUAUAAAGGUUACGAUGCGAAGAGAAGUUUAUUUAAAGAAGAAACAAAGAUAACUUCAACAACAAAAUAUAGUCAAAAAUCACCAUCAGCAAGUCCGACACUAAGAGAAAAAUCACCACCAAAAAGUCCGGCACAAAACGAAAAAUCAUCAAGUCCAGUGCGAAGACAAAAUUCACCAUCAAGUCCGGCACAAAGAGAAAAAUCGCCAUCAAUAAGUUCGAUAAAAAGACAAAAAUCAUUAUCAAAAAGUCCGGUACAAAGACAAAAGUCACCAUCAAAAAGUCCAAUACCAAGAGAAAAAUCUCCUGGGUAUAGUAGUGAUGGAUCAGUUGGAAAAGAAGUAAGAAAGGCUUCGUUGAUAACAAAACAUAGUUCACAUGAAAGUAGCCCUGAAAGAAGUGCUUUUAAACCAGUAAAACAAUAUGGAAUAUCUCAAGUUCAAUCUAGUACUCAAAAUGAUAAAAUCGAUCUUAUAACAGGAGAGGACAACAUUUAUACUAAUAAUUACUCGUCUAAAAAUAAAAUAGUAGAUGUUAACAACUUAAUUGAAGUUAUUAAACCAGAAGCUACAAUUUCUUUAAAUAAAAAUAAAAAAAUAGAACUCAUCCACGAAAAUGUCAAUAAUACUUUGGAAUCUAAAAAUAAAUCUAUUCAAGAGCAGUUCAUCAUACAUGAACAAGACUGUGAAUUAGAUGAGCAAAUCGACAAUGUUGAAGUAAUAAGUGAACAGAAAUAUAAUACUAAAAUUAAUAAAACAAGUAGGGAAAAAUCACCUAUAAAAAUUAUACAAAAGGGAAAUAACCACGAGGAUUUCAUUGAAAACGAAAAAUUAAAUGUGGUAAAUGAGACCAUUAAAAUAAAUGAUAGCAUAGCUGUGAAACCUAGGGAAAAAUCUCCAAUAAAAGAAACAAAACCUAUCCUGAAAGAUACUAAAACAUACCCAAAUGUUAAGACUCCAGAAAAAAUAUCACACUUUCCUUAUAAUAAAACUAUUACACCUACUAAAAGAACGACGAUAGAAGUACCACUACCAGUAAAGAAAACUAUACCUUCAAGUUUGGAAAAAAUCUCUUCAAAGAAAAACCUUGUACAUAAGGAUUCAAAAAACAAUAUAUCCAAUAAAACUGUUAAAAAAGAUUUGUCGAGAGAAAAAAUUGAUAUUAAAAUUACUAGAAACGAAAGUAAAACGUUAAUACAUAAGAACUCAAAAGAUAGUAUAACUUUAAAAACAGUAACUAAUAAGCCCAGCCAAGAAUUACUUAUUGAUAAAAAAACAACUAUAUCAUUUAGAAAUAAGGUAACAAACCCAGAAACUAAGCCCAAGAAUCAAGAACCACUAAAAAUGAUUGAGAAAAAAGAUUCUAAGACUAAAUUAAAACCUAUUAGUCCACAGUCUUCACAAAAAAAAAUGGAUAUUAUGAAAUCAAGUACUGAAACGAAAACAACUAUAGAUUCUAAAAAGAAUAUUGGAAAUAUAAACUUAAAAAAUAAUACUUCUACAAUUGUUUCUAAACCUAAGAUAUUGACUUCAGCCCAACCUAAUAUAAAUGAAACUACACCAAGAAAAACAAAAAAUUAUUCUAAAACGAUUUCAACAAUAACUACAGAUAAACCUCAAGUAAAAAAAACUACUACAUCUAAUUUAAAUGAGACUGUAAAAGUUGAAGUGACUAGAAAUGUAGAAUUAAAAUCUAAAGAUUUAGAAGACGAGUUACCUCCAGAUAAUUUUGAAAGCGAUACUGAUUUGGACGAUUCAACUGAAAAAUCAAAAUAUAUCAAAAAUAAUACAUCAGACUCUGUAUCAUCUUCUUCAUCUUCCGAUGAUGAUAAUGUAGAUGAAAAAAAAAUUAAGGAGCUAAAUAAUAUAAGAAUUGAAGCAGAAGAAGAAUAUGGUAAAAAAAUGACAAACAAAGAUGCAUUGUUAAAUGUUACUGUUCAAUUGCCCCAAUCAUCUAGAGAAUCGUCACCCGAGUAUUCUGCAAGAUUUGGCGGCCACCAAUAUUGUUCUGUAUCAGAUGAUGCAAGUUUACCAAGAUACGCUGAUGUUGUGAGUGAACCAGAAGAUGGUAAUGAUUAUACAUUAAAUAGUAACAGAUAUGAUAUCGUGACAGACUUGGAUGAAGAUAGUAAUGUAACAGUUGCUGAUAGAGUUUUAAAGUUUUUGAAUCAAGUAAACAAACAAGAAGAUAUAAAAAAGUCUGAAAUACCUCAGAGUCCUCAAGCAGUAAGGAAAACAAAACAAAUUUUUGAAUCUAUUGCAAAAGGUCAAGUUAAAGAAACCGAUUUUAUUCAAGAAGAUACAAGCAAAUCGGAAAAAUCAAAUACUGAAAUUCACGUACAAGAAGAUUUAACAAAUAUCAAUAAAAAGCCUAAUCUUUUGACUAGAAAAAUUUCAGGAGCAUCUGAUUAUAAAACUCGAAAAGAAUUUUUUGAAAACGGAAAAUCAAACAGUAUACAAGCAAAAACAACAAAUCUUUCCCCCAAAAAAAUAACAAGAACGUCUUCUAUAAAGGAAAGACGUGCUUCGUUUGAAGCUAAGGCCGAUAAAAAAACACCAUUGAAAGACAAAACAAAUGUAACUAGAACAAGAUCACCUGAGUCUAAGAAUAGUUCUCCUGACCGAACAACCAAAAGUCCGUCGAAAGUCAUUAAAACAGAAAUAUUCGACGUUAAAGUAAAUGAAAUCUAUAAAUCUAGAAAUGUGACAGGAUCCAAUACUGUGAAAGAUAGAACCACUACUUUCGAAGGAAAUGAAAUCACUCAAAAGUCGACUAAAGAAAAUAAAACAACUCCUAGACAUCAGUCUCCCAGUUCAGGUAGACCAUCGGAAACCUGUAAUAAACCAUCUACAUUUGUCAAUACUGUAACUUCAAGCCAAAUAUCGUCUAAAACUGCUAGUCCAAAUAGAAGCAAAAAAAGUCCAGAAAAAACAACAGUCGUUCUUACUACCAAUAAAUUCAAUGAAAGUAUAAACAGAAAAGUAUUAUCAAAAAGUCCAGAAAGAAAAGUCGUGGAAACUCCGGACAAAAAUAAGCCUAAGAAUUUUGAAAAUGUAACAUUGAAAACAAAAGAAGACACUAAGGAAAAUCGCCAUAUUCAAGAUACAACUGUAUCAUCCAGGCAACAUUCAACUGUUACUUCCAAAACUGAAUUUGGAAUAACUACAAAAACUUCAACUACACCAAAAACUACAUUAACAACGUCCAAAUUAACUUCAGUUCCUAAUGUUGACGAUAAAGCAGAAAUAGAGGACAUUUUUGACUUACAAAUUCUAGAAUCUAUGCUGGAAAAAGCAGUGGGUUACGAUCGCAGAAGUCGAAUAAGAGCACAAAAACGAGUUGUUAAACGACAACAAGAAUCAAAAACUGUAAAUGAAACAACAGCUAAAACAUGUGCAUCGAAGAACAUUCAAAAUACUGUGCCAGUUAAACACCAAAAACAAAGUAAUGUCACCGUAGAAAAGACAGAGUAUGUAAAAAAGACCGAAGUUCAAAAGCAAAGAAGUGUAUCACCACAAAAAUCAUAUAUAAAUCAAAUUAGCAAUUCUCGAUCUCCUUCGCCACAAAAGACAUUAAGGUUAGUUGAAGAAACUCGAUCUCCAUUGCCUCAAAAAAUUUCAAGGUCAAUUGAAAAGGCUCGAUCUCCUUCACCCCAAAAAACUAUUACACCAGUGGAAAAAGUUCGAUCAGGUUCUCAUCAAAAACCCAAUACAUCUGUUGAAAAAUCUCGAUCUCCCUCACCGAAAAAAUCUGUAGUUAAGCAACAACUAGAGUCAAGAUUGAACAAAAAUGAAAAGUCUAUCCGAAACUCAAGUACAACCACUACUUCAACAACAGUCACUACAACAACUAAAGUAAAAAGUGAACAAUUCAGUACCAACACCUUUCAAGAACAGAAUGUUACGGAUUUGAUUACAUCCAGCUACGGUGUAGGCCCAACUGACGACAAUGGUAGGCCAUUGUUCGGUUUGAGAGCUCUCAGGAAAACUAACACCAACCAAUCGCUUACUGCAAGCAUUGUAACUGACAAUCUCGUUGAUACGUCCGUUUCUGACCAUAAAAAUAAACCGCUCUCUGGUUUGAAGGCAUUGAAAGGUGAAAACUCAGUACAAGAGUCGAGGACCGUUCAUCAGAAAGUUUCCGAACAAAAAGGUGGUGUUGAUCAAUUGAUCACCGACCACAAAGGUAAACCGCUGUUUGGACUGAAAGCAUUACAGAGUAUUGGUAAAAACGAAGAAGAACCUAUUUACGAAGAUAUGCCAGAACCACCGGUAUCUCCGCAGCUGAAAGAGCUAGUUCUAAAACACGAAAAACAUGCUAAAGAGAGUUCUAAGUUUGAUGAGCAACCUAGACAAAAACCAAAAGCGAAAUUUAGAGAUAGUUUUAUACUUGAUACUAAAGAUGAGGGGUUGUAUUCUACUUUUGAACAAAAUGGAUAUACAGACCCCAAUUCAAUAUCAUUGCAUUCAAUUAUAAAAAAAUCUGAAGAUGAUAAUUGCAAUGAAACUAUAUUGAAGACAAGCAAAAGUCAGUCAACAGUUUUUCAGUCAAAAAGUGUUAUGAGAUCUGAUGGAUCUGGAAAAGUUUCAGUUACACAAGACUUCUUGAAAGGUGAAGUAUCUUCUGUGAAUGAUCAAGAACCAUCGGGUAAACUUACACGGGGACAUUAUACCUAUCAGAGCCCCGAUAAUUCAGAUCUCAAAAAAGGUAUUGCUAAAGUUACUACAGUUACUACUCCCAUCGGUAAAGGCACCGGUCCUGAAAUUACUGAAAUUACUGAAGAACUUAAUGAGUCUGAUAAUAUUGAUGGUAACAAAGUAGUGAAAAGAAGUCGUACUAACGACAAAUUUGAAAGUAUCCAGAAGAGAUUCAGUCAAGAAAAUUUUGAUCGAGACAGUAGACGUUCGUCAAAAGAAUCAAAUGGUUACGAAAGAACUGAAGAUUCAACUCAGAAUACGCCGAGAACGAGUUUAGUACGCGGCGAUUCAAUCAAGGCACUUCAACACAAAUUUCAGCAAGCCACUGUUUCAUCUAGUUUGAAACAAAACAGGUCUUCUAAAUCUGAUUCAACUAAUAGUAAUAGACAAGUUGAAGAAAAAUCAGUAACUACUAAAGUAAAUGCUUCAAAAAGUAGUGUAACUGCUUCAUCAUUUCUUGAUAAUAGUUCAAGAGUGACUGGUGUUCAAGAUGUUUUAACUAGAAUGCGAAAUGCUGAUCUAGUUGUUGAAAAUGGUGAUACCAAUGAAGACAUUGAAGCCCGUUCACUGCUCAACAAGUUUUUAGGUGCAUCAGUCAUUCUACAUGGUAUGGAACAUGGAGGACAGUCUCCAACAUCUAAUCCUUCUGCGACAACGACAAGCAGUGCAUCACUUGUUAAUCAGGUGGAAAAACAAAGGGCUCAGAAAUCCCCUGUGAUAAAGAAGAACCUGAACGAACAAGAGCUCGAAAAUAUUUGGGACGAAAAACAAUUACAAAUUUUGUUGGAAUCGUGCCAAGACUACGAUCAAAGAAGAAAAAUCAGAGCCAGGUUAAGGCAAAUCAUGGAAGAACAUAAAGCGUGCGCCGACGUCGUGUCACAGGCGAGCACCGGUUGCAGUGUGACGGCCCAGGAUCAAUCGAACGAAGUCGUCGAAACGAAUUCGUCGAGCGUGUCCAGCAAAACGGAAAGCAGCUCGUAUGUAAAAACUGAAGUGCAUACUAGGACAACGACUUCUAGUAACCGUCUGACUAAAGCCAACAGCGUUAGUUCUUCGCCGUUCGCCAAGUUCCAGCAACUCGAACGUCAGAACUCGGCUCCGAACUCACAAUCGCGCCCUUGCUAUAAAUUCACCGAUCCCGCCCUGGCGCGGAGCGCUUCGUCAAUCAAAGAUCGCCUUCUCAACUGGGUUAAAGCUCAGACAAAGGAAUACAAGAACCUCCAAAUAACUAAUUUCUCAACAAGUUGGAGUGAUGGUCUUGCGUUCUGCGCCCUCAUCCAUCAUUUUUACCCGGAAGCAUUCGACUUCGAUAAACUAAAACCUGAAAACCGUAGAGAAAACUUCGAAAUUGCAUUCAAAGUAGCCGAGGACGAAGCCGGUAUAGCUCCACUGCUGGACGUCGAAGACAUGGUGGUCAUGAGGAAACCCGAUUGGAAAUGUGUGUUCACGUACGUGCAAACGUUCUACCGGCGGUUCCACAACUCUCCUCAAGCAGCCAAACCUUCGAUCUAAUAUCGUCCGUUCUUCUAGUGUUCGCGUUUUUAUCAUUAUAUUAUUUUUAUACGGUUUUGUUUUACGAAAAAUUAAUAUAAAAAACAAAAAAAAAAAACAUCUCCCUCAUGUAGGCAGGUGUGUUUUAUUAUAUCAUAUUGUUAUUAAUGUUUGUACACUUUCGUACCGAUCAAAACGCGGGCGCGAUUGAUUUUUGUUUUUAGUCGACUUCGUAAUCGGUUUUAGUCUAUCCACACUAAACGCUCUACAUAAUAUAUAUAUAUAUAUAUAUAUAUCCUUUCCGCCCGUACACCGUUUGCUCCGGUUAAAUGUUAAAAAUGAUGAAUGAGGCCCAUCAUUACAUUCUAUUAUUAUAUAGGUGAUAUUUAUGUAUAGAUUUUAUAUUUUAUUUUAUUAGAUACUCGUGUAACAACAUUAUAAUUACUGUAUCCGGUAGCUUUUUUGUCGAGCUGGCGUGCACGCGCGAUAAUACAACACAGCAAUCCUUCCGAUCCCUGAACCCGCGAAAUGUCGUUCGUCGAGCUGACUGAUCCCUCCGACGGUAGCUGCAACACUUCUCGUCGUGUAAACAUACGGCUGCGCUUCUUGUAGUCGGAUCCUGACCUGCCGAUCGGCCCAAUCGGAAUCCGAAAAAAAAAAUACACUACAGUGUAUUUUUAGUGCAUCACUCGAAUGCAUUUCUAACCGAUGACGCGCGUCUUGCACAUACGCCCCGUCUGAUUAUCCUGUCCCCCCCCUCAUAUAGCGGGUCUUCACCGGGUUGUAAACUAUAACCACCGCGUCGUAUUGCCGUUGUUAUUAUUUUUAAAACCGUUGUUGUACUCGUCAGCCGGCAAUCACGCCGAGUAACAUAGUAAUACGUUUAUUAUUACUAUAAUAUUUAGUUUAUAAUGAAAUUUAAAUUGUUAAAUGAUUAACAAGACUAAUCUCUAUGAUGAUAAUAAUAAUAAUAAUAACAAUACCUACAUAGAACAACUACCUACUACAUAAUUUCCUAACAUACGAGAAGUAAUAUUUUCGAAUGAGAUGUGUAGUAAUACACCAUCUCGUCCAUGGCGUAUACAUUAUACACAUAAAUAAUUAACAAACUUAUAUCUUGUCCAUGUGUUAAUCCACAUAUGUGCACGUUAUUAUUAUUAUUAUUAUGAAUUUUGACAAGGUAAUGUCAUGGUACAGGGUAUGGAUAAUGCCUAAUAAAAUAUACAAUUAUAUAUAAAUUAUUAUAUUAUUUUCUAAUAUUCUAUAAUUUUAUUAUUAUACAUUUUUUGUUUAUAGUUCAUCGAUGAUUAAUAAUACCAUUUGGAUACCUA